AUGGCGUCUCCUGGCGGUCCAACGCUUCUCACCACUGCGUGCCGGAGAAUCCCCUCGGCUACGCUUUCAGAUUCCCUGUCCGUCAGCGCUUCACUCGGGCAGAGUGACGGCGCUGCGAGGCCCGCGGGGACCCGCGCGAGCCAGCGCGCCGCGAGGACCCCCCUCCUCCUCACCGAACCCGCCAAAGGCGCUCCCGCAGAAGCACCCAUGUCACCGACUGCGGCGUUACGGCACUCUGUCCACAUGCCGUUGGAGGUGUCUUCGCCUGGAAGGCACUUUUUUCACAGCUCUUCCGGCCCUGCUCCCGAAACUGCCAAUGGCCCCCCCCUGAGCGGCUCGCCCCUCGCGUCUCCUCAGGGGCUCGUCGCCAUCCGCGUCGAUCGCCCAGGACCCAGCUCCCACGAUGGACAGAAGACGCCCCGCCUGCGGGCGUCUCUGGGGUUGCCGCGCAUCGUCGCGGGGGCCUCUACGAGCCUGGUAGACUCCCUUUCGUUUUCGUCCUCCCUCUGCUCAACAGUCCCCCCGGCCUCGCCGACCCUCGCGGAGCUGCCCCUGUUCCAGCGUCUCCUCGCAGAGACUGAAGAAGAACACAGGAAGCGGCGCCAGCAGAAGCAACUCGCUCACGGUCAGGAUUCGAAGCAUGGGCCUGUGAUUCAGAGCAGAGGGGGAGCAGGGGCGGAGCCUCUUCAGACCCACGCAGCUGCCUCGGCGGGCUCGAGCGACCCGGGAACCUCAGGAGCAGAUACGUCGGCUUCCCUGAGGACUUUGAUAUGGUCCGCUGCAGAGAAGGUGUCUCUCUCGCCGGCGUCGCUGCGAGCGCUGGAUUCCCUCGACGACGACGCGCUGUCCUCAGCCUCGAAUCCACAGGAAGACUCCUCUCUGAGCAGCGACAGGACCUCCUUCUGGUCCUCCCUCUGCCACCCGCCGCGACCUUUCUCGCAGGGCAGCACGACGGGCUCGUCGGCGGGAGCGUCCGCGACUGAAGUCGGGGGCAAGUCCAGAGGGGGGCUUGCGGCGAAGCUCCCUGAGAAAGACCGCUGCUGCAGUGUUCGAAUUCAAAUCAGACCGGCGACGUCGGGAAGCCGUGACGCCUAUUCACGCGGCUCCCCAGACGCGUCGCACUGGGAGGAGAACGCGGAGGCGAGCCGCAGUUACAGAAGCGCGGCCUCUCGUUCGCGUUUCGCUGCCGGCGCUCGCGAGGUUCGGCUGACUUUGGGGUCCUCUCUGGGGCUUGGGGUGCGGGGGAAGCGAGACGGCGAGUUCUCCGAGACCUCGUUUCACGUCGAUUCUGAGCCGAUGGAUGAGGCGCGACCGCGGUUGGCGCACCGCGUCUACACUCACCGGAAACGCGUCGAGGAGUGGGCUUCCCACGAGGAGGCGCGCCUGCUGUUGGAGCAGACCUCCGCCAGUCUCUCGCAGAGUUCCUCUCCUAGGCGGCCCGUGCCUGGAGCAGGCAACAGAAGCAGCUCGGCAUCAUCUCUGGCGUCGCCGCGGCCUGAGCUCGAGAACGGCAACUGCGACUUCUUCCCCGGCGGAGAGACCGCGGCUUGGUCUCGCAGAGGGAACGCUUCUUCGCACUACUACAGCCGAGGCGCACUAACGCCUCAGGGAGCGGGCUCGUCUCCUUUUCUGGGUCAGGCCCAGCCGGGGGGUCGGGCUCCGGAGGCCGGGAGAGGCCCCGGAGAGGAGCCCGACUUGCGGGCCUCCCCAACGGUCUCGGGGCUCUGGCGUGGCGCCUCGUCGGACUUUCAGGACUCCUCUUCCUGCAGGCUGCGCCUCUCGGGCGACGCCAUUCGCGGAAGGGCGAGUCUGUCGCCCUCACAGCGCCUCGCGGUGUCGUCUCCCUUCAACCAAGACAGAGAGUUCGCAGCGGAGAUGCUCCUGCGGAUCUCGCGGCUCUCGGGCGACGGCGCCGCGAGCCAGGGGCGGUUGUCUGCCUCGUAUCCUCGCGACCAAGUUGGCCGCUUCGAAGACGAGCCGAUGCUGUGCGGAGGGAUGCUGUCGCCGCAGGCCAAGGAGGACGCCCCGCCUGGGAACGAAGGAAGGGACGGAGACGCGCCUCUGUCGGUGUCUGCUCUCUGCUCGUCGGACCCUUUUUCCGCCUCACUCUCGCGACUCGGCGGGACGGGCGCCCAUUUGCGCGCGUCCUCCUGUGUCGACUUGCCGUGCAGCCGCGCGCUGUCUGCGCUCGACUCGCACUUAGACAACUGGAGCUCCUUCCAGGAUGUGCCCCAGUCCCGAGGCCUCGAGAGCGCGGCGCGGGCCGCGCGCUCGCGCACCGCGGCGCCGCUGCCUCCGCGGUCGGCGGCUCCGUCUGUAGGGCGAAUGGGCGAGUCGGGAGACUGUGCAGCCAUCCGAGAUUCGCAUUUAGAUGCGUGGGCGUCGAUUCAGGUUCAUCCGCGAGCCACGCGGGAGGCGCUGCCUUCGCCUAGUCAUCAGCGGCCCUCCGCGCAGCUCCGCCGCGGCCCUUCUCCUUCCUCUGCCGUGGCCUCUCUAAAGUCUUUGCCCGCCCCUGAAGUCGAAGCCUCCCCCCCGUCGACGCCAGGCUCUGCGCACCGCCCGCCGCGCGAGGCGUCUUCUCCAUCGCAAGACGAUCGCCUCGCGGCGGCGGGGCGCGCUGCUUGGCAGGGCUCCGCGCGCGUCUCGUUCUCGGGUCUGCAGCGAGCGGAGCAAGUCCCGCGCGCAGUGCCGCAGCAGACGCUCUCUGGCGGCGUCGGCGGCCUCGGCGCCAGCGCGCAAGAACUGGCGUCGGCGGCGCCGGCCGGCUUCUCUGGCAGGAACGCCUUUCCUGGUGCAGCGGAAGAUGGCGCCGCCGCGGGGGCGGGCGUACCGGGUGCGCCUGAGCCAAGCACCGAGGCGCCUGCGAGCGAAUCCAAGCAGGCGUUUCUAGUCCUCAGUUCCGGCUACCAGCCAGCAGAGAAGAUCUUCCUUCUGCCGCGUCAGCUGGAAGAACUCCGCUUGGAGCAAAAGGCGAUUCAGCAGCGCCAGGAGCUGCGGCGCGCCCAGCAGGCCCGACAGGCGCAGAAGAUCCUGGAAAUCGAGCGCCAGCAGCUGGCUCUGAAGGCCCUCAUGUCCCGCGUGCGUCAGACCAUAGCGGCGGCCGAGGAGACGAGGCCGCCUGGCGUCCUGCAAGCAACUCGAGACGCAGGCCAGGCGGAGUCAGGGGAGUUGGAGCAACCGCGGGAGAGCCGGGGGAUCUGUGACUCCUGCGGCCUGCGGCGGCGGAAGCGCGGGGCCGAGAGCGAGGCGUCUGCGUCACGAGAGCCGCGGCAGGCGUUUGCGCUUGUGGAGCAGAUGGACUCAGAGGAGUCGCGAGGCGUGACGAAGCUCAAGCAGGAAGCGGCACCUGCCGCGCUGAGCGGCGGCUCGGUGGGCGGGCGAGGCGCGACCGCAGAAAAGGGAGAACACGGCCGUUCGCCGACGCACGACAAGCUGCUCACUCGGCAGCAGAAGCUCGACAGCAUCUCGCACACGAGACGUGAGGAAGACGCCGAGGGCAGGGGUGAGAAGCAGGCCUGGAUGCAAGGAGAGAGACUGGAGUCGCGGAAAGAAGGCACAGCGGGGCAGGCGAAAGGCGCGCAGAUCUCCGCUGCAGCGUGCACCUGGGCCCAGAGCCGCGCAAGCCACACGGGGCUCGCAGAGGCUUCCUCCUCCGUUGUGUCGGCGCCAUCUGUCGGGCGCGCCUCGACUUCCUCGCCUGCGCCCAGCAUCUUCCAGCUGGGGCCUGGUCCACUGCCUGCGUCGCCGCCGCCGUCGCCGCGCGGCGAGCGAAGACACUCGCGGCGAGAGGGGGGGCGACCCGAGACCUGCGGCCGAGCCUCUGGGGGUCUCGGCGUGGAGAGCGACAGGAGGGCGGUGCAUCUGGAUCCACGCGCGAGAACGCAAGUGGACUCCACGCCGGAUCUCUGCCGCGAGGCGUCCUCAGAUCUGCCGCGAGAGCCUUUGUCUGCGCGGCGGGGCGGCUGUGCCGCGGGCGCAGGGAGGUUUCGGCCGCUCGGGUCGCUGGGCUUCUCCUCGCUGCGGUCCUCUGCGCCGUCGGCCGGUGGCGGCGUGGCUGCGGGGCUCGCUGGUCCCGUCGCACUCUCGAGUGCCUCAGCAGAGAAAGCGGCCUCUGAGCACGCGGCGUUGGUUGCACUCACGACGCAUCUCCUCGCCUCAUCCUUGUCUCAGGGGUCGCCGCCUUCGAGUCUGGCAUCCUCGCUGUCGCCUCUCGCGUUCUCGCUUCUCUCUUCGAUGCGACCCGCCGCGCCGCAGCAGCUCUCUGCCCUGCUGCAGCCGCUCCUCUGGGGGCAGCAGAGUCUCCGCGCGGCGCAGGCGGAGGAGAACAGACUCGCGGCCGUCGGCGCCGAGGUUUCAGGAGAGGAAAGUGAAAAGCAAGAACGAGGCUCGGCGCGCGCCCACCCGGACCAGGGACGACGCCAGCGGCUCCGCGGCGCGUCUGCCGAUGCAGCCGCGUCGUUCGCUCUUCUCUCUUCGCUCGCCUCCGCCUCGGCGGCUCCCGCUGCAUUCGAUGCCAGAGCGCUCGACGCGCUGUGGAGUGGGCCUUCGCUAUGCGGCGACCGAUUUGCCUCGCGGGCGCUUCCAACGACUCAGAAGGGACGCGGCGCACACGAGGGGACAGGCCACGAGGAGGGUCCUGCUGCGCGAGUCGACUUCGCGCAGACCCGCACGUGGGAGGGAGACGCGACAGACGACGGUGAGCGACGUGAGCCGUGCUGGGACGGCCAGCAGCCUCUCACGCUCUCAGCCUUAGGCCUCUCGACGUCACCUAAAAGCUCGCCGCGGCGGCGAGCCAAGGAGCGAGAGAAGAGGCUUCUGGAGGCGCCGCGCAGGCGACCCGAGGAGACCCGCAGGCGACCGGGCUCUGCGGAGCGGCGGCAGCCUGCAGGCGGUGUGGAAGGGCGUGCAGAGAAGCGACGCGGCGACGGCGCGGCGGACUCUGAGGCUCGUGGGACAGAAGGGGAGGCAUGCCGCGAGACCGCGAAAUCCACGCGUGCGAUGCGCAGCCCGCCGCUUCUUGAGGUGCUUGUCGAGUGCCUGAAGGCGUCUGCGAAGCGGGCUGCCAGCAGAGCUGGUUCAGGGCUCGAAGGGACUGCGGCGUCGAGCCGCGUCGGGCGCGGCGGGAAACACCUCGGAGCGGAGGGCGACGCGCUCGCGCAGCUGCUGCCGCUGGUGCUGCUCCUCGGCGAGGAGGCGCUGCGCGCAGAAGCUGAGGAAGUAGAAGACCGGGAAGGGCGAGCGAAGGACAGGCGGGAGAGAGAGAGGCUCGAGGAGUCUCGUCUCAGACUGGCCUCGACUCUCCGCGAGUCUUCAGCCCAGCCUGAGAGCAGCAGCAGGUGCAGAGGCGCAGAAGUUCCCACGCGACGGCGGCGCGCCGGCAGCGCGAAAGCCAGCCAAGGCGAGGCCCUUCUCGGCGAGACGGAGGGGCGCUCAAGCCGGCGGCGCGAGCGGAGACGCAGAGACGGCGAGAGUCCCGGGGGAAGCCCUGCUAGCCCCCGCCGUCGGCAGGCGCAGGCGAGGCCCUGUCCAGGUCGGGAGUGCCACGAGAGCGCGGCGGAGAGCCGAGACGCUGCCGUGUCGCAGGCGGAGAAUCUUCGCAGCGAGGAGCGGUUCACUCAUUCUCGCCGCGAAGCUGCCGAGGCGAGGGCUGCAGCGCGCGAAGGCGAGCCCCUCGGAGCGAAGCGAGAAGAAGCGGCGCGAAAGCCCAGACAGGGAGGAGGAGUAGAGGCGCUGGACGGCGAUCGGAGCGAGUGGGGCGAGCGCGAGGAGCGGCGCCCGGUGACGAAGAGGCGAGCCGAGAGGCUGGCGGAGGAGCCCCGCGCGAAGGAACUAGCCGUGCCGGCGGAGAGUGCUACGGGUCCGAGAGAGCUGACCGCGCAGCGCGGAGGGCGAGAGGCGUCGCAGGAGAGAAGGCGUGCGGAAGGGGGGGAGACGAAGCGACACGAGGAAGGCCUCCGCGCGACGCGCUGGGGCGAUAGGGCGGACCUGCUGGUCCUGCCAGAAGAAGAUCGCCGCGUCCGCCGCGCACGAGAUCUGGCGGCCCUUUCUUCUUCGGCGGAGGACCGAGACGCUUGGCCACGCGCAGAGGACGAAGAACUCGCAUUUUCAAAGACGCAGCGCCGCGCGCGGAGCGCCACUCGCUCUGAGAGGAGGAAAGGCAGGGCGAGGAGCCGCCAAAAACAUCCAUCUCCGGUUCCCGGCGACUCCCGCGUCGAAGGAAACGCCCCGGAGUGGACAGUUCCGGCUGUACGUACACUGGAGCGAGCCUCUCGAAAGCAGCGGGCGGCGUCGCGGGCGCCGCGUGCAUCUGUGCGCCGCGAGUCUGCAAAGAACCGCCCUCAACUUUCUCCCUCUGAGAGAGAAGCGGAAGAGACGUCCGUCGCCUUUGGGCCCCUGCGUUUCUCUCGCAGCUGGAGUGUGGAGGAGGCCCACCCCCGGUCGCCGCGAGGCGAACUGGCCAGGCAUCUCAUCCCGGAUCAGCCAGUCGAGUCUGUUGCGCAGGCGGAGAAGAAAAUGACGGAGAGACUCAGGGCCCCCUCUCCGGGGUCGCCCCUUCGUGGCGGCCUGCGAUUUUCUGCCGCCGAAGCGAGCGAGCCCGCGCCGCCCGCGCGCGGCGUCUCUACAGCGCGGACGCGCUCUGGAUGCGCCAAGAAGUCGAAGCAGAAGGAGGGGAGAGUCGGCACCGAUGAAGACAAGCGCGCCUUGCUCACUCUGCUGGAGUCUAUUCAGCUCUUCGUCGACAAGGAGACGGCGAAGCGGUCAAAGAAGAAGGAGGCCUCCGCGCGUCGCGCUCGCGACAGGCGUGCGCCGAGCCUAGACGCGAAGACAAAGACCGGUGGAAUGGAGCGACUGUUUGCAUCCGGUCGCAACGCGGAGGCGACGCUGUCCGCCUUCGAUUCCUCAGAGACACAGGAGACACUGCACGCGUGGCCCAGAGGCGAAGCAGCUGAGUUGUCUUUCCUGCCCAGGGCAGCGCGACUUCGUGAAGAGCGGCUGGUCGUGCGAGAUGAUGCGGAAGCCGAGCGUCAAGCGAAAGCGCCUCGGCGCCUAAAGUCCUCUCAGCUGUACGGACACGAGGACGAGCUGUGGCCCCGCUCGCUAUCCCGCUCGACAGCGGACCUGUUUGCCGCGGAUCGCGCGCGCGAAUCGCGCAGAAAAUUUAUCUCUGGUGCCCGAGACGCUGCCUUGGAAGACUCGUUUUUCGCUCAGGGGGGCAAGGUGAGAUCUCUCUUGGUUGAGACCAGCGAGGAAGACGCGGCGCUGGAUCGCGACGCUCAGGUGGAGGCCGUCCGCGGAGCGCAUGCCCCGGGAGAGUCAGCUGCCGCGAAGGCGGCGGCAUGGGUCCGCGAAGACUGGACGGAGAGUGAAAGGCGAGUUGAGGACUUCUUGCGCGCGCACGUCCGCCAGCGCGCCGCAGAGCGCCCUGCUUUUCUCCCUGUCAAAUCCCGAGGCGGCGGCCUCUUUGAUGAGCUGCAACCCUUGGCUGGGGGCGCCGGCUUCUUCGUCGCUGAAAAGAACUCGCCGGCAAAAGUCAGGGAAUCGCGGGAAGCACAGGAAGGCUCUCGCCUUUCUCUUGAGAAGAAGGCGCAUGCGGCCGCCCUUUCGAGCUCGAGAGUCGCACGAGAGGCGCGGGAAAGAUCUCCGAGCCGGGGGGCUGCGGGCGCCCGCGCGGGGUCCGCAAGCGCGAGACAAAGCGGCAAAGGAAGUGGGGGAGACAGGCUAAAGUCUCAUCGCCUGCGGAAGCAGGAAGCCGUGGAGAGCCGCGAAGGGCGGUCACUCCAGUUCGACGCGGUCGCAGACGAGAACUUCGAGUUUGGCGGCGAGGCUCUGUUUCCGCCUGGGAGUCGCAGUAGCGCAGCAGACCGCAGGAACAGCGCUGGAGGCGUCUCAGUGUAUUUCACGCCUCUCUCCACCUCUGCCGCAUCUUUUCCGCGCCCGACGGCACGCGGGGCGAUCUCCGGAGCACAGACACUGCGACUCAGAAGCAAGAAAUCUCCCCGACUCGUCGCUGGGGCUGCGGAAUCUGCCCGCGCGUCGCCUGUCGAAUAUCGUGUCGAUACAAGAGAACGGCUGAACGACCAGAAACGCGAAUCGCUUGCGGAGGCAGAUAAUCGAUUCUUGCAACAAUCCCGUCGCCUUCCGUCUGCGAUUCAGCCUCCGUCGCUCGCCACGUCGGUUGCGGCUCUCGGGCAGAGCCAGUCGGAUGCUGCGGCGGUUCAGCGAUGCCUUUCGUAUCUUCGCCGCUUGGAAGCCGCUUCGCGGAAGUAUUUAGUUCGCGCACAGCAGAGUCCGCCAGAGUCCAGCAGCGAGGGCGUGCCAUCUCCUUCGGCGGGUCGGCGCUCGGCGAAAGCAUCGACUGACAAGGAGGGCGCGAAGCGAGACGUGAGCCGACCGAGGCGAAGCGGCCGCGAGACACGUGGAGGGGAGGCGCUCGCUGCGCAUUCCCUCUUCAACGACGAGGCGAAGGCCUCGCGCGACAAGACGCAGAGUGGCAGGAAGGCUGAGUCGCCGUCAGAGGAUCGGAGCUGGAGUUUCGAAGAAGCUCGAGUGUUUGCCAGCGAAGCAAAGGCAUCCAAGUUCCGCGGCCUCGACAAGGAGUGGGGAAUGGACAAGGGCGGGCGACCCCGCAGUGCCGGAGGAGACGAGCUGAAGCAUUUUGGCUUCGAUCGCAUCUACGACGACGAAGGCCGCCGCAAAAGCGAUUCUGACGCAGACGCUGAGAUGAAGUUUCAACUUUCAUCGUCGAGCUGGUCGUUUCCCUACGUCGGACUGCAGUCCCGCGCGCAUGCAGAAGGCGAUUGA
This is a messenger RNA of Besnoitia besnoiti, 8802 nucleotides long. RefSeq lists its product as uncharacterized. Bases 1 to 8802 code for a protein of 2933 amino acids. The transcript has 4 exons. The record is from RefSeq and is a predicted model, not a curated record. NCBI's taxonomy places the organism in Eukaryota, Apicomplexa, Conoidasida, Eucoccidiorida, Sarcocystidae.